CAGACAGCAUGCCCCACAUGUCGACCUGUUCCUAUCCAGUUUGAAAUAACUUUAGCAUAACAGAGGCAGAAGUGUUAAAGGGACUAGGAGCUCUUAAAAUAAACAAAUCCCCUGGGCCGGAUGAGAUCCUCCCAGUAGUACUCAAAGAAAUGAUAGAAGUUACAAACCUCUAACCAAGAUCAUGCAACAGUCUUUUGACACAGGGGUUGUACCGACAGACUGGAAAAUUGCAAACGUAAUACCGAUCCACAAAAAGGGAGACAAAACCGAACCAGGUCACCUUUGUAAGAUAUUUAAAAAAUGUCGUUUGUAAGUGAUAAACUGUACAAUGACUACAUUCGGCCCAACAUGUACCGCUAUGUGGAAAGAAUCAGAGCAACCCAGGUGUUAUCAUUUAUUUCCUGUCUCACUGACAUGGACAAGGAGGAAAUUAAUGCCAGAAAUGAUAUGUGUGGUAAUCAUGUUGCUAUGCAGAAGUUUUUCGAUUGUCUCAAGCGCAGAAGAAACUGGCCAAGCGAGUUUAUUAAAGCUCUUAAAAGGCUUGAGCAGGAUGACCUGGCCAGCGAACUCGAGCAAGAGUAUACCAGACUUAUCAACCCUCAGAGUGGCAACACAGUCCCUGCUCCCCAACAACAAACUAUCCCUUCUGUAUUGGUUGCUUCCCCAGCAGUAGCUCCUCCUCUACAUCCUAGCCCCCUGCAGUCUGCCCCCAUAACCCAAACUUCAGUCUACACCUAUGGAAAUCAGUCACUCCCUCCACUUUACUCCGCUACCCAGGCCCCUAAUAAUCCAGCUGCAUCCCCAGCAGCUGCAACUCCUUCACAGACUCUUCCAGAAUAUCUUGCUCAGGUCUUACCUUCUCCUUCUCAGUCUCCCCUCCCUCCUCCAUCCCCAGUAUCUAAUGCCAGUGUUCAGACAUCCCUCCCAGCAAACCUCCCUCAGGGUGCUACUUCCCACUCCCAAGACUCCCAUGCAACCUCUCAAUCAGAGCCAGAUGGUGUCCCUGACCCUUCUUCGGUUCCGUCCAGUCCGGAGGAGAACAGCAGGAGAAACCAGGUUGAGCUUAAAACCCCAGUUCAAGAAACUGCAACUCGACGUACCAUCUAUAACGCAGUGCCAAGUGUUAUAGGACAUCCAGAUAGCAACUCUGAUACAGUAAGAAAUCAGACUGAUGCAAACUAUCAGCUUACAGGGACCCCCCAGGAAAGCAGAAUCAGUAGGUCUGUGUAUUCUUCCGGGAGGCCAUCUGCAGGCCCAGGCCACCCUCAGGUCAUCCCAUUAAUCAGAGGGGCCACUGCAGGAUACAUGAAAGAAGAAUAUUUAAGUAAGCCUGGCAUACUAAGAUCAACCAAUAUUGAUGACCAGCCUUGCUCCAUCAGCUCCAGUCAGCUCGAGUUUUCUGGUAGUGUAACAGAAAACCUCACCAUGUCUGGUGUCAGACAGGUCCCUGAAAACCCUAUCAGGGGAAUACCACCCAGUGGGGCUGAAGAUGACAGUUUCCUGCCCCAUGACACCUCUGCAUCGUCUCCCUACCUAAGUGCUGUGCACAGUAGCCCCUUCAGCAGUGAAGAAUACAACAAGGACCAGAAGAUCCAGGCGUUACAGGGCUAUCAGAACCCAAACCUGAUGGAGAGUUUUGUGGAUGUUAACAUCCCCCAUAUGAUACAAGAUCAGCACGACACUUUCCAAAAACUUGCUCAAAGUCCUGAAACAAGUGGGGCACGUGGUCCUUUGGAAAACGGUGCUGGUAGUGGGGGAGAGCAUAGCGAGGGAAAUAAAACAAGCUCAACUGAACCAUGGCACAGUCAUCAUAGUACAAGUGGAAGAGAAACCACGGCCCUGUACGAAAUGUCGGAUGGGGCUUCCAGUUUCUCAGAUGUCAGACAGAAUGAGAUGCACUAUUCACAAAAUCCUAGUAUCGAUGAUCAUGCUCCAAAUCAGUUGGUAGACUUGAGAGAAGAAUCUCCCCAAAGUUAUCAUUCAUGGUCUGACUUGGAGCGUCCGGAUACAAGUUCACAACCACGCGAGCGAGAUAAUUUACGGUCAGUCCCACUGCAGUCCCCUGAAAACAACCAGAGAGAGCCCAGAGGUGAUGCAAGUAGGCAGUUUGAUGCCUACCUUGUCCCAGCAAUUGCCAUUGCUGCUUUAUCAGUAGUUGCUGCGCUAUUGUGGAGAUAUAUGAAAAAGUAGCAUGCCUGUGAAAUUCAAAGUACAGUAGUCCAUCGCGUAUCCAACUGUGGUGGGACCAGAGUAAGGGCAGAUAUGUAAAAAGUCAGAUAAAUGAAUUCUGUUUUAAAUACCAUUAUACCCAGCUGUAACAAUUAUUAUAUUCACACAAUUAUUGUUUUGAGAUUCAACUUUUAUUAGGAAGCACCCCUAAAUCCAUUGUUUAGAAAGAUACAGGAUAUUAUGCAUGCGAUAGGGUAGGUGUCUCCCGUGUGGGUGCGUGCAUUCGCUGCUGAGUGACAGGCAGGAGGUCUAGAUGGAGGUUGAAGUUGAUACGCCCCACAGGCGAACAGGAUUUAUUUACACAUCAACCCACUGAACAUCUCACGUGACACUACCAGCAAUGGUAGCGCACAGAGUACAUUCAACACAGUGUACACAAACUUUGGUGGGAUCUACAAUCUCUGAACUAAUCUUUUCUGUUCAAAAAUAAACAAACUCAGAUGUCGAUGGUUUCGACUUGCUUACUAUACCUGACUGGAACACACCUACCUGCUGAUUAAAUUCCACACCUGGCAAUCAUACACAGCAGACAGGCUCUCCCAGGAGAGUCAGGUACUUCAUUAAUUAAUUACAAUAAAUACACAUGAUUUGCAAUAUACAUUUACAUAAAAAACUCUCUUCAUGCACAGGGCUCCUGCCCUGCUACAGUGCUGUAUACACUUACACUAGUGUCAGGAAUUUACACAGUAGCAAAAUGCAUAGGUUUACAGAAAAACAAACAAAAAAAAACAUUCAUAUUUAACUCACUUUCACUUUAAUAGCAAAUUGAUAUUACUGAUAAAACUUCAACAAAACAAAUGUUUAGCUUAGUAGUUAGAUACACCAUGUUUGUUUCACCAAAAGCUCAAGUUUCGAAAACAUUAUUGAUGAAGCAAAAAUCCCACGAUAUCGCAAUAUGGAAAUUCUUAUCCCUAUCGAACAAUAUCAUUAUCAUAUUAAAAUAUCGAUAUUGGUGCCCAUCCCAUAAAUGAAUUUUAAUUCAUUUUUAGAAUUGCAAGUGAAGUUUUGUCCUUGCAGAAAACAAUGUAUCAAUAGUUCUGAGUAUCUAGCCAUUAGUGUUUUUAAGCAAUUUGAAAUAUAGAUGCAUUGUUCUCUAAAGCAAAACCAAAUCUACAUUGGACAAAAUGUAUUUUCAUCUAAGCACUGUUUGACUAGUCACAUUUAAAAAUCAAUGGAUUUGAACUUGACAACUCUUAUUUUCGAGAAAAUAAAUAUUUAAAAACUUUUCUACCACUGAUGUAUGUGACAAAGCUUGUUGCUGGUCAGAGACCACAUUAUAUCCCCCAGUGGCUACAUAUUGUUCUUCUGUGGAUCUCUAUCUAUUUAUUAAUAUAGAUAAUAAUAUAGAUCUAUAUGACCUCACCCUGGUUCAGUCACCCCCAAAAAUCAGUGGUUGUUAGACGCACCAAGUCCUUCAUCUUCUUCAGUCGUGAUUUUUGUAUUUAGUAUACAGAGGAAACCCAUAAUUGACCGGCUCACAUUUUCAUCUGGUUUGAUCUCAUAAUAAAUAACCACUAUGUUGGGUAUCAAUAUUAGCCAGUGAUUAGCAUCAUGGUAUUUAUAUGAAAAAUGAUUAGUGUGUGUGUGGUAUCCUUUCCCACCAUUGUGAGGUAAGUGAGAAUGUAUCCUGCAAUCUGUGUAUCAGAUUUUCGUUAUUGUUACAAUAGAUUAUAUUUUAUUUUAAAGAUUUCUAAAAUGUUUUCCAUACCUUUCAUCAUCAAUGAUUUCUAAGCUUGCAUCCAACAAGAUCAAAACGGGCCCCCCCACAUGUCCAGAAAGGGGUAGUAUAUUUUUAGAGACUUUUGUUUGUUUGUUUGUUUGUUUGUUUGUUUGUUUGUUUGUUUGUUUUAAUAGUAACACACUGUUACAACCUGUGUUUUUAAUAGUAUAUUCAAAGAUGUAACAUUGAGUAUGAUCUCAUUUUGAAUCUAAUCCUUGCAUUUAUUAAAAUCCAACAACAGAAUAACCAGAAUAAUGAAUCAUGCUGUUUUGUGUUCUUGAAUAAAAUAAAACAUUAUCA
Messenger RNA from Acipenser ruthenus (sterlet), 4249 nucleotides. RefSeq lists its product as uncharacterized. The record is from RefSeq and is a predicted model, not a curated record. Bases 301 to 2190 code for a protein of 629 amino acids. Lineage: Eukaryota; Metazoa; Chordata; Actinopteri; Acipenseriformes; Acipenseridae. The transcript has 5 exons.